Molecule: messenger RNA, 9848 nt
Organism: Dunckerocampus dactyliophorus (ringed pipefish)
Lineage: Eukaryota; Metazoa; Chordata; Actinopteri; Syngnathiformes; Syngnathidae
Product: noelin-2-like
Exons: 9
Coding region: 3923-5371 (482 amino acids)
Biological process (GO): signal transduction
Source: RefSeq, a predicted model, not a curated record
UGUAUGUAGAGCUUCAAAAUGAAAAAAAAGAAGAAAUGGGAGUGAGACAAAAAAGCAAUUUACAUUGUUCCCUUGCUCUAUCGCGGUUUGCCUUUUGCAGAUUCGCUGUUUCGCUGUUUUAUUUUAGUGCUUACUUAUUUUGUUACAGUAUAAUAGCUGUUACAGGCCGAGCAUAGCCCUUUAAGAAGAAUUGCAUGAUGGGAAGUUGAGUGUCUCUGUCUUCCCUUGCUCUGUCUAGGGACUCUAGCUCUGUCUGCACCGCCCAAUGUUUUCUGCGUCCUGAUUGGCUAUAGACCAUUGUCAAUCAAUCUUCUUUGUGCUGCCCUGCGUGUCUCCUGUGUCAUCGCUAGCUUGCUUGGUAGCUUGUAAAUGAAUCUUCGGUUUGCCCCAUUUUGAAGAGCUUUUUUCUUCUUGAAAGCCUUCUCUGGCAGAUGGCGUCUGAUGGUUAUUGGACUGCACUCGAUACCACUAGCAACCUUCAUUUGGGCCGAGGGUGGUCCCGUGUCUUGACGGACAGCAAGUGGGAUCCCUUAUUUUGGGUCUACCACUUGACUUUUUUGUUCCAUGAGCCUCAGGAUGAAGUUUGAAAUGGCUGUGUUACUGUGUUCAACCUCAGCAGCAAUGGUGCACUGCGAGAGGCCUUGCUUAUGCAGCUCAACAAUCCCACACCGUUCUAAGAGAGAAAGCUUUUUUGCCAACCUACUCCACUUGAAUGCUUCUUUGCGAUAAAUUGCUUUUUUGUCUCACUCCCAUUUCUUCCUUUUGCAUUUUGAAGCUCUACUUCUUCCUAAAAUACAACAGUGCAAAAUGUACAUUCUUGACAUUUUUCAACUGCUCUUAACAUUUUGAUCAGGUGUGUAUAAGUCACCCCUUACUAUAAAUCCCAGCCAAACUAUGAAAAAAGUGCAACUUAUACUCUGGCAGAUAGGGUAUAUUGUCAUUCAUCAUGGUGCUAAAGUGUGUCCUUGUUUUUGUAAAUGGGGAAACUGGGGCAGUGUUUUUUAAUUUUUUUUUACAUAUAUAUACAGUAUACUGUAUAUGGAGAAAAUGUGUUUUAUAUUUUUAACAUCACCAUUGCCUCAUUGUCUUUCUAUAUGGGCGAGUGACUUAGUAUUUGAAUAAAAAAAGUACAUUUCGUACAAUUAAUUUCGUUCCCUGAUGAAAUUCUCUAUUCGAGAUAUAGAUUUUCAGCCGAGGGAAUGCGCUACAUUUGCUCACUUUUUGAGACAAUCAUCAGGAAUAAAACGCACUAUGAAAUAUUAAUUUGGCAGACGUGUUUGUCACAGCAGUCCUUGCGUGAGUACUCGUUAGUCUACUUAUUUUCCAACAUUUUCUUGAGCAAGAAGCACCCUGGUAUGAUCAACGACUGCAACAAAGGAUUCAGUGCCGUAAAAUAUGAAAACAGUCUAGACAUAUUUCAAAGAUGAACAAAGACAGUUGUUGCGCCAGUUUGUUUUUUUGUUUGUUUUCUUAAUAAUUGAAAGUUGUGCAAUGUUUAGCGACUAGUAGGGUGAUUAGUAGGGUGACUAGUAGGGUAUAGAUGGUAUAAUAAUUAGUGUAGACUUGCACAUUUACACACUCACUCAGGGGCGGACUCACCAUCAGACAAACACGGCAACUACCUAGGGUUCUGAGAUUUCCAGGCGCCCCAAAACGUCGGAGUGAAACAAACUUGUCGACGCAGUUUGGAGGAAAAUGAAGCCAAGUUACCCCAGUGGAGCGGAGAAGAGGAAAACAAACAGCUUUUAUCAAAGCUAGCGAAGGUGUCAACAAACUUAAGACACAUGAGAUCAGUAGCACCGCUACUGUCAGUGGCGGCCGUGGAGAAUGCAGUAGUUCUAGAGAUGAAGCUUUUCAUCACAAAGAUGUGAGUAUUAAAGCAGUAAACUACGUUACAUGUUCUCAUCAAUGACAGUAAAAGCGUUGAGAUGAUUCACUUGUUGUAUUCACUUGAGGAAUGAUCUGCUCAGUCUUUCAGUGGAGCAGGGCAGUGAUAGUAAUCUGCCACUGAAACUGCUUUUCUGUCGGGAGACGAUGCUGUACAUUGUGUCCUUUGUGUCCUUUUGUCCAGGCGUGUGGCGUCCUCCUUCUUGAGGCUGCUCCCCCAGCACACUACUGCAUACAGGAGGGCACCAGCUAGCACAGUCUGGUAGAAGAUCUGUAGCAGCUUCUUGUAUAGGAGGACGCCAGCCUUGAGGAAGUACAGACGGCUCUCCCUUUCCUGCACAGAGCAUCCAUGUUGGCAGUCCAGUCCAGUUUAUCAUCCAGAUGCACUCCCAGGUAUUUUUAGGUGUGAACCACCUCCACACGGUCACCUUUAAUGAGAACAGGUUCUGGGUGUGUCCUGUUUUUCCACCACCAUUUUCCCGGUCUUGGUGGUGUUGACAAAGUCCUGGAUCAGUUUUCUGUCCUCAUUGUCCACCCACAAUGGGCGUGUCGUCCGUGUACUUCUGUACAUGGCUGAGCUCAGAGUUGUACUGAAAGUCGGACGUGUGCAGGGUAAACAGAACAGGAGAGAGCACAGUUCGCUGCGGUGCUCCCGUGCUGCUGGUCACAGUGUCGAACGUGCAGUUUGUCCCUGAGGAGCUGAGGCUGGGUGGUGGUAAAGGCGCUGGAGAAGUCCAAAAAUGUCAUCCUCACAGCACCACUGCCUCUGUCCAGGUGAACGAGAGAUCGUUGGAGCAAGAAGAUGAUGGCGUCCUCAACUCCAAACUCCAAACAUAUUUCAAAAGCAGAUUAUCAGAUUACAUAGUCAGGUUUUAUAAAAAAUUAAGGGCCCCAGUUACUGGGUUUGCCUUGGGCCCCCAAAUGACUAAAUACUCCCCUGCCAACAACAAACAAAAACACUAAAAACAUUCCUAAAGUCUUACAAGAUAUGUUUAUCAUGAGUGUGAACCUUUUUUGAGGCAUAUUUCUCCCAAACAACACUGGUCAAUUGACGCAAUAAGUUCCAUUUACCGUUUCUAUGGUCACUUUUUUCCCCCUCGUUCCUCGUUUACUUGACGGUUUACUGUCAUUUGAACAGCAGAUGAUCUUUAAUCAAGCGCCACUUAGCAACUAGUCCCGGGAUCGGAUAAAAUAUGGACCCCGAUAAAAUUUGUACCGCCCAUUUUGCUCAUGCACUAAAAUCAGCAAUACAUAUUUUAUGCGUUUACGCAUGCAAUCUGUACCCUUGGAACGAUGUGUAUGAUGUAAAUACUGAUAAAUACACAACAUAAUGUGUUCUUUGGCGCCCUAACCCUAACGCUAACCCGCAUGCGCCAAUACCAAAUAGGUGCAAAUUACACAGAGUCCGUUUUUUAUGCCACAACAGCCCAAAUGUGGAUGUCCCGCUUUAUGCACACACGUCAUCUUGACAUCCUAUGUCCACACGGUGGCAGUGUUGCGCCAGUCAGGCGCCUUUGCUGCAAAACACACACACACACGCGCACACAAAGCAGAAUAACAGAGCAGCAGCUGAUCAAUUCACACCACCGUGCUCUCUUGCAGGCAAUCAAUCAAUAUGUGAGGACAGAGGGAAGGACAGGAAGGAGGCGGACAGGACAAAAGGGGGCACGGCUUGGAUAUUAGCGGUAGAGGGACAAGAGGAGAAAAAGAGGGCACGUGUUUUGUGUUUUUGACGUCACAUUUCAGGUUGACGGUGAUGGUUUGGGAGGAGGAGAAGGAGAGCGAGGGAUGGGCCAAUGUGUCUGAAAGAGAGAGAGAGAGAGAGAAAAUAUGUGAGAGCAUCUCUGGCGCUGCCACCGCAUCCUCCUGCCAGACACAGGACGCACAUCCUGCUCAGUAGGGGGGGGCGGGACCAUCUUCACAUGGACGCGUGAGGAUUUACCUGUUCUUCCUGGAUACCUGGAGCUGGAAACUGACAUUAGAUGUGAAAAAGCGCCACAGGAGCCGACCGUUUAAGAGCUACUUGUGUGUCAAGAUGAGCGUGCCCAUGUUAAAGAUUGGCGCCGUGCUCAGCACCAUGGCCAUGGUCACCAACUGGAUGUCCCAGACGCUGCCUUCACUGGUCGGACUCAAUGGAACCAUCAUCUCCCACGAGGGCACGCAUGAGCGCAUUGUCAGUGGUUUGUACCCAGGCUCAGAGGAGGCGUGGCAGGUCUACAGCACCGCCUCCGACCCGGACGGCAGGUGCGUGUGCGCGGUGGUUGCCCCCGCGAGAAACCUCUGCAAACGAGACCCUCGCAGUCAGCAACUCCACCUGCUGACCCAACAGGUCCAGAACUUGAGUCAGUCCAUGGAGGGGGUCCACCUACGGACCUCCAGAGACCUGCAGCACUUUCGAGAGUCUGAGCCGCUCCUGAGGGGGGUGGAUGGACGUUUGCACACGUAUGUGGGCACCCCCCGCACGCUGACAUCCAAGGGUCUGCAGGAGUUGAAGGGUCAGGUGACUCAGCUGCAGCCUUUGCUGUCCACGGCGGAGCAGUACCGCUCGGACCUGCAGACGCUGGCCACCCUGCGCGCCGAGCUGCUCAACCUGUCCAUCAUCCUGACGGCCAUUCAGGAGGAGAUCGGCGCGUACGACUACGAGGAGCUUCAGCAGAGGGUGCUGCUGCUGGAGACCAGGCUGCACAGCUGCAUGAACAAACUGGGCUGCGGCCGUCUGACAGCCGUCAGUGGUCCCGUCACCGUGAGGGCGUCCGGGUCCCGCUUUGGCUCCUGGAUGACAGACGCCAUGAUUCCCAGCUCUGACAGCAGGGUGUGGUCCAUGGACGGCUACUACAAGGGCAGGCGUGUGCUGGAGUACAGAACCAUGGCCGACUUCACCAAGGGCCAGAACUUUGUGCAGCACCUGCUGCCGCACCCCUGGGCCGGGACGGGUCACGUGGUCUACAACGGCUCUCUGUACUACAACAAGCACCAGAGCAACAUCCUGGUGCAGUACCACUUCCGUUCGCGCAGCGUGUUGCUGCAGCGCAGCUUGAGCGGCGCGGGCUACAACAACACCUUCCCCUACAGCUGGGGGGGGUCUUCCGACAUCGACCUCAUGGCCGACGAGACGGGCCUGUGGGCCGUCUACACCUCCAUCCCCAACGCUGGGAACAUACUGGUGAGUCGCUUGGAUCCCCGCUCGCUGGACGUCCUCCGCAGCUGGGACACGGGCUUCCCCAAGCGCAGCGCGGGUGAGGCCUUUAUGAUCUGCGGCGUCCUCUACGUCACCAACUCCCACCUGGCGGGCGCCAAGGUUCACUUUGCCUACAACACCAACACGUCCACGUACGAGUACACGGACGUGCCCUUCCACAACCUCUACUCUCACAUCAGCAUGAUGGACUACAACCCCCGUGAAAGGGCGCUCUACACCUGGAACAAUGGACACCAGGUGCUCUACAAUGUCACGCUGUUCCACGUCAUACGCACCGACGGGUAGGCGACCGUCUCCUCCUUCACCGGAGCGCCGUCUGCCGACUGGGUCGCGGCUCUGAAGAGUCACCGCAGAGCGCCGCCGCCACCGCCGUCUUGAGGACACCUUGAGAACAAAGACGGGCUGCUUGAGCUCAUCCAUAUUCUGUUUGGUCCCCCCCAAUCCCCAACCCCGUCCUCCCCACUCGUGUCUGAGCAUUGCGCUACAACAAAGCGGACAAACGGCAUUUCAAGUCUGUGACGGAGCUGCUCUGGGUUUGUGGUGUGGUGGUGUGCAGUCAGCAUGGUUGUUUUCUUUCAAUAAACUUCACCAAACUUUACCGCUGCUUCUUCUUUUUCAGAGACGUGCGACUCUCAGCUCGCUAAAAGGGCCCCAGUCAGUCUGGGGAAGAUGGCCAGUAAAAGACUCCAGGUAGGAUUAGCAUUGGCAUUCAUGUGACGUGAGUCAGCGGAUUGUCGCUGGUUGACUGGAAUAUUCAUCGCUGUUUUUGGCCAAACAUGCAAGCUAACUUUGGCUGGCUACUUUUGUUGUAGCGACUGCUACUCAUGCUUAAAAAUUAGCAUGAAGUAAUGCCUGAGCAGAUUGUUGUAGCAAGCUAACAUUAGAGCUGUUAACCACAGAUUGGUAAAGGUAAUGUUAGCUGUAGCAACAAAGCAGUUACCCAGCACAUUACAAGAGUUUUAUUUUUGCGAGCAACGCUUUGUUAGACGUUAACGUAAGCUAGCGCCAGGGCUGUUCAUCACCAGGUUGCCGUCAGUGACUGUCGUGAGCUUUACGCGGACGCCCAAGGCUUCAUCCAGUCAGUCUCCCUCGAAUCAAUGAAACUGGAGUCUCUAUCGAGCACCUGUGAGUCAGUGAAGCUUGAGUCUUGGUUGAGCACCCGUGAGUCAGCGAAGCGCUGGUUAUUGUCGAUAUCCUUUAAAUCAAUGAAACUGGAGUCUCUGUCGAGCACCCGUGAGUCAGUGAGACGCGAGCCUUUGUCGAGCACCCAGUUGAAGAAACGCAGUUUAAAAGCAGGUUAAAAGUUAAAGUGGCACAGUACAGGAUGUCCCGAAAGUCUCAACAAAAAUCGACAAAAAAUCUACAAAAAUUGCAUAUAUUAUAAUGCAUAAAUUAAAAAAUAACUGAUUAUUUGAAUUUAAUAUACAAUAUAUAUAAUAUAUUCGUAUAAUAUACACGUCUUUUUCUACUUUUAAUAUUCUUUUUUUUUUAAAUAGUGAAUUUUUAUAUGAAUAUGUUAUGAAUUAAAUCAUUAUUUUCCUGCGGAACGUCCCUUAAGACGUACAAAUCGUUAUUCAACUAAUCCGAUGCGAUCCCUUUUUACACUAAACUACUCCAAAUUAUGAUACAAAUGAUAUUUUUCUCUAAUUUUGCUAAAUAGUCAAUAUAAAUUGCAGUCAUCAUCAUUUUCAGGUCAUCGACCUUUAGGGUACAAUUUGGAUGUUACUGAACAAAUCUCCCAAUGAUAACAGUGGGGGUUUUUUCCAAAAUAAAAGCAGUGUUCCACAUUAUUACACACAACAGAGUUUCAAAGCAUUUCACUGGUUGUUAACAACUGAAAAUGGUCAUUUGUUGAAUUUGCAGCAUCAGGAGGUCAUAUUUACUGAAAGGAAAAGCUAUUUUAAUGGCUAACAUUUGAACAGGCCAAGUUACAUGUUAACAUAAGAUCCCUCCUUUGAUAGAACCUUCUCAAUUCUUACGUUGAACUUGGAAGUUUUUGGAGCGUUUCUGCUUGAAUGUCUUCGCAAGAUGUCAGAAUAGCCCCCCCCACAGCUGCUGUUUUGCUGUGAUCUGCCUCCCACCCUCAAAGAUUUUCCAUAGGUUCUCGAUUGGGUUGAGGUCAGGGGAAAAAGGGGGGCCAAACCAUGAGUUUCUCUCCUUUUAUGCCCAUAACAGCCAAUGACAGCAAAGUGGGCAUCCUUUGCAUCAUGAGAUGGUGCAUUGUCAUGCAUGAAGGUCAUUUUGCUCCAGAAGAUAUGGUUCUUCAUAUUGUACCAUGGAAGAAAGUGGUCAGGCAGAAACGCUACAUGCUUUGCUGAGGUCAUUUUCACACCUUCAAUGACCAUAAAGGGCCUACCAGCUCUCUCCCAGUGAUUCCGAUCCAAAACACCACUCAGCCACCUUCUUGCUGACAUCACGUCCAUCCAGACCGUCAUCAGUAAACAGGAUUGUUUGAAAAUUCAUCUUCAUUUACUUGUCGGCCGACUGCAAGCGUUUCUGCUUGUGAGUAUCGGUUAGGGGUGGCCAAAUCGUAGCUUCCAGCAGCUUCAAAUACCUGUUUGCAGCUUCGUAAUGGCUUUUUAGCAGGCGCUCUCUUGAUUUGUCUGGCAGAAACCUUUCUCUUGAUGCCUUUAUCAGCACAAUCCCGGCGGUCGUCUGAAUCAGCCACAAAUUUCUUCAUCGUAUGGAAGUUUUUGUGAAUGAUUGAAUGUUUUCAUGCCUUUUCUUGCCUUGUCCGAGGCAUUGCAAUAUUUGACGCUUUUUUGUCAGCAGAUAGAUCCUUUUCUUUCCCAUAUUGCUUGGAAUCUGUGGCAUGCCUAAUAAUCAUUUUUUAAGUGGCUUUCUUUUAAUUGGGCUCACCUGGCAAAGUAAUUAUGACAGAUGUCCGAGACUGAUAUCAGGCAUCAAUUUCAUUGAAAAACAAAACAUUUUAUGUUGAUGAUACUAAAAUCCUAUUUGCAUAAUAAUUUGGAACACAGUGUAAACACACACACACAAACACACACACACACACACACACAUUUCUAGCCUUCCAAAGUGAUCUGGAUGAGACUGAUUGGCUUUAUAACGUAUCCUUUCCACCUUAGUGAUUUAUUCAUCUCUUCCUGUUGGCUCAUCCUCCACGUUCUGUCUCCUCCCGGUCGGAUAUCGGUGUGAUAAAUAAUUGAUCUACGUUAAAGAGACCACCUGGGGGGGAGGAGAGGUGUGCUGCAGCACGGGAGCCCUGUUGAUGUUUCAUUCAUGAAGGAUUGAACAAGGGAAGGUCCACCUUGUCGAGCGUACACACCCAAUGCGAUGAUCAGCGCUAUUUAUAGCAUCCACAGCACACUGGAGGAGGAGUCGGCAGCCAACACACACACACACACACACACACACACACACACACACGCACGCACGUUUACACAGCAAGGCCUGAUGAGAAUGCUGUGGUAGUUUCAUUCCAGGAAAGUUACAACAGUGCCAUCAAUCACUGUCAAAUCCUAAUUACAGAGAAAAAAAUCUUUGGAAAUCUAAUCUUCUUAAAAUCUCUGCCCCCACCCCCCCUCAGUCAUCGCCAUCAUUUACUGUCCGUGGCCGGGGACGGUAUGAAAGUAAACGUAACCUUAAAUGUUCAUUUAUCCCUUUCAUUCACCAUUUAGGCCAGGGGUGCACGAUAAUCAUCGGGACAGCAUUCAAAAUAGCUCCGAUAAUGAGGCGAAACUACCCGUGUUGUGCAGGCGAGCAAAUCGAGCGCUCCUUGUUUUCUCCUGCCUGGCGUAACAUCCUCUGAGCUCACUUGCAGACACAAGUGCAACAGGUUUGCCUGAGACCUCCGUGGCAUCACACCAGCUGCUCGGAGCGUGUGCCCGAAUACAGUGCACCUUGCUGGGCCACUGCAGGCGGCUCCCUCCCCUCUAUACUCUGGUUCUCCUGAUAGCAGUGAUGUGGUACCGACAGGUACAGGUUUAUGUCUUAACGUCCAUUUCGGUUCGAGUCGGACCUUCUGGAAGGAAUGAAUGAUGCUAACAAAGGUUGUACUAAUUUUGAAGGUUAUAUAUGUAUAGUGUAGGUGAAACUUUUUUUUUGUGAAACUCCUAUUUGUGAGUGUCAGGAACACUUUGACACCUUCUGAAAAAGAAUGGUCUCGUCUUUGGAGUCUCCACUCCAAAUGCUUCAAGCACUGACUUUGGGAAUGACUUCUUUUUUUGCUGUUACACAAGCGGAAAAAGAAGUGAAGCGCUGACGCUGGAGUCUUUGAAUGUGAGUCCGCUUGCUUCCUGCGACUUCCUGUUGAUGUCACCUCCAUUCGCAUCCUCCUUUUGAAGGAGGUGUUGCAACAAAAACCGAAGAAAAAGCACGCGCCACGCUUUGUUUUGCAGGAAAUCUGCGCUGCCGCACGAUACAGUAGCCCAUCUUGCGGCUGCUUUAUAGACGUGUCAUGUGAUCAUCUCUAAAUAGACUCUUAAUCAGCCCACGUGAACCAAUAACACGCACUUGCUUCUGCAUAUUAAUGACACGCGUACUUUAUGCUCUUCAUUUGCUGUGUGUGUACGUGUAGGCAGCUUGUGUCUCAGUUGGACACACAGGAAAUGGCCAUUUGGUCAGGAAGAGACGCACACUGUCCCACUCUGAACUAUGUACACACACACACACACACACACGCACGCACACACACGCACGCACGCACACUAAUGGAGGUCCAUUCAUGUGCAUUCACAUUAAAAAGAUUCUGACUUUGUUUGCCUUUGUAGCAGCUUUCUGUGUGAAUUAGAGCGUGUGGGGG